CCACACGACCGGUUCAAAGUCCGCCCGAUUCAUCUGUGAGAAAAUUCGCAACUCAUUCGCCGAGAUGAAUAAACAAGUGGCUGGAACGCUUUUCUCUUCUCUUAAACUGCUGACUCGAUCAAGAGUUCCGGUGGCUCGUAAUAUGUGCGCGGUGGCCACGGAUGCAUCCGCACAGGGUGCCGAAAAGAAGUACAGCUUUAAGACGCUAAAACUGUCCACACCUAGCCCGUUUGUGGUGCACGUCGAAUUCAACCGUCCGGAUCGCAUGAACGCCUUCAAUCGGCAGCUAUGGCUUGAGAUCAAGGAUUGCUUCGAACAGCUGCACAACGAUCCAGAUUGCCGGGUGGUAGUGCUGUCCGGUGGCGCUUCCAAGCACUUUACUGCCGGUAUCGAUCUGUUCGAUAUGAUGAAACUCGGCCAGGAGCUUGGUGCGCUCGAUGAAGUUGGGAGACGUGGGCGCCUGCUGGAGGGAACCAUCAAGUUGUACCAAGACUGUAUCACCGCACUGGAGCUUUGCUAUAAGCCGGUUAUCGUGGCGGUGCAUUCGGCGUGCAUCGGGGCGGGUCUCAAUCUCAUAACAGCUGCGGACAUUCGUUACUGUACACGCGAUGCUUGGUUUUCGCUCAAGGAAGUUGACAUUGGUCUGGCGGCGGAUGUUGGUGCGUUGCAGCGGUUGCCCCGGGUGGUCGGCAAUCACAGCUGGGUGCGCGAGCUAGCGUUUACGGCGCGCAAGUUUUCGAGCGACGAAGCGCAUGGUCACGGGUUGGUGUCACGUCUUUUUGACACGCGCGAAGCUCUGCUGGAGGGAGCGAUCGAAUUGGCGCGGGAGAUUGCGAGCAAAAGUCCGAUCGCGGUGCAGGGUACGAAGAAGAACAUUGUCUACUCGGGCGAUCACUCGGUGCAGGAGGGUUUGGAUCAAAUCCGGCAAAUGAACAUGCUGCACCUCCAGAGCGAGGACUUCCUUAACGCCGUCAUGGCAUCGCAAUCCAAGGAAACGCCCGUUUUUGCCAAGCUGUGAGAGAGGUGAUAUCGGGCGAUUUGGGGUCUGUGCAUUUAGUUGAUAAAUGAAAAAUACAUUUCUUGCGAUAAUU
Messenger RNA from Anopheles cruzii, 1091 nucleotides. Its product is annotated as delta(3,5)-Delta(2,4)-dienoyl-CoA isomerase, mitochondrial. The transcript has 2 exons. Lineage: Eukaryota; Metazoa; Arthropoda; Insecta; Diptera; Culicidae. The coding region runs from base 65 to 1018 and encodes 317 amino acids. The record is from RefSeq and is a predicted model, not a curated record. Gene Ontology annotation, molecular function: delta(3,5)-delta(2,4)-dienoyl-CoA isomerase activity. Gene Ontology annotation, cellular component: mitochondrion.